GCCAAGUGAAGACUAUACUGUCCCUGUUGCCAACCCUGUCUGCCGAGGCCACCACGUCGUUCUUUCCCCCACUCCCCGGCCCUCGCUGCUUCUUCUCGGCUACAGGCAAGCAUGGCAUUUGGCAGGUGGAACGAGGCUGUGCAGACUGACGGCCAAUUCAUCAUGGCCCAGGUCACUCAGAGGCUCUACGAGGGCGGUAACUUGCGUCCGGAUGCUUACUAUGAAAAGAUACCAGGCUUUGGGAGGACGAAGUAUAAUAAGGACUUCGUCUGGAGUCAGAAGAGGAUCAUUGAGUCUUGUGAUUGCGAUUUUGACAUCUGGGACGCGGCAAAAAAGUUCGAUAUCAGCUUGCAUUGGAUUCUCCAGAAGAAUGUAUGUGGCCUGCAACCCGCAGACGAAUUAUACAAACUUCUACAGAAACUUGUUCAUAAGAGGAAUGAGGUAAGUCAUUCAUUCGAAUUUGACGAUAAUGAGGACAUUAACGAAGAACUGGAUGAUCUUCUGUCUCUCUACAUAGAGAUUCUAGACCGCUUGGAGGAACGCAGCUUAUGUAAUCUGACUGAGGUUAAGAAACAAGUCAGAAAUUCAAUACAAGAAAAGAAACUUGAUUCGGUUUUCACCUCUUGGUCUCGACCAACGAUUGUGAACACGCGAGAAAUCGUUCGUAGCAACGCCAGUCGACGGGAGGAAAGUCCGGAAUGGGGAAAAGCCCUUGGUAUCGGCGGAGGAGUUCGUAGCAACGCCAGUCGACGGGAGGAAAGUCCGGAAUGGGGAAAAGCCCUUGGUAUCGGCGGAGGAGUUCGUAGCAACGCCAGUCGACGGGAGGAAAGUCCGGAAUGGGGAAAAGUCCUGGCUAUUGGCGGGGGAGUGGCGGUGGCGGGCGCAGCAGCCCUGGGUCUGGCGUCUCUCUUGUCCUCGAGGAGCAAGUCGCAGGAGGACGAGAGAAGAGAGCGUCAGAGGUCGAGAAACCAGACGAGCAGUCAGGAAGAAUGUGUCGUGAUGUAAAGUUCGGUCCUGUGACUCCACUAUGAUCGCCGGCUAGAAGGAGGUCGCGUUUCUGGAGCCUGUGGUCAGCGCG
Penaeus vannamei (Pacific white shrimp) is the source of this 1078-nucleotide messenger RNA. The record is from RefSeq and is a predicted model, not a curated record. NCBI's taxonomy places the organism in Eukaryota, Metazoa, Arthropoda, Malacostraca, Decapoda, Penaeidae.